Messenger RNA from Aspergillus melleus, 4992 nucleotides. RefSeq names its product bifunctional ATP-dependent DNA helicase/ssDNA endodeoxyribonuclease DNA2 (gene dna2). Gene Ontology annotation, molecular function: single-stranded DNA helicase activity; 5'-flap endonuclease activity. Gene Ontology annotation, cellular component: cytoplasm. The record is from RefSeq and is a predicted model, not a curated record. The transcript has 5 exons. Lineage: Eukaryota; Fungi; Ascomycota; Eurotiomycetes; Eurotiales; Aspergillaceae. Gene Ontology annotation, biological process: replication fork reversal. The coding region runs from base 1 to 4992 and encodes 1663 amino acids.
AUGCAACCCGUGAACAGAGACAUGCGCUCCUACCCGAUCUCCUCGAACUCGCGCUCGAAACUCAAUGCAUUUCGGUAUACAAGCAAGGAUGGAACGGAGCCUGAAACAUCGCCCAAGAAGACCCCGUCAAAGAAGGCAAAUGCCAAUAAAGAGAAUCAGGCGUCAUGGCUGAACGGUGUGGCUGCGCCUCCUUUGGAUCGAAGCAAAGAGGAACCAUCCUUAGGCGCAGCAGAGUCAAAGCCCAUCAAAGAGUGUCCUCAGACCCCGGGCAACAGGAUACCCUUAGCAGACUUGAUCGGUAAUGCCGAAGACGCUAUCACCCAAGCUCCCGGGCCGCAAUUCACGCCAGAAGAUUAUGUGACCUGGCAGCAUGUGCCCGCGAGUUCCAAUCAGGACCCGAUGUCUCAAACGCCGGCAAUCAAAGGCAGAAAGCGCCGCCACAGCUCGUCUCCGACCAGCUCUCCAUUAGCCGGUAACUCCAAGAAUGCGCGAAAAGGGUCCUUCGAUUUGCAGGCAUAUCAAGGGCUGAUUAAGACACCUCAGAAUGAUCUUGCAACUGAAUUGUGGAACAACUAUGUGGGCAAGAUGGGGGCCAACGGCACUAAAGUCCCUCAACCUCAAUUGCCCAACAUUCUGUCAUCUUCACCCCAAACACCUGUUUCGCUAAGAACGAGUCGCGACUCGUCUGGACUGAGACGGUCGACUAGCUGUCUUGCUGAGUGGCCUAAUUCCGCAGCGAAACGGAGAAAGGUAGACGGGGAAAGAUUAGGAAAUGGGCGUGGUAUCUUCUCUCGGACAAGAAGCACUGUAGCCGAUUCGAGUAGCUUCAACCCCUCAAAAAUCAACUUUCUUGUUGAAACAAUCGAGAGAAGUCUUCGCGAGACUCCAGCGGCACAACCGGAUCCCUCAGGCUCGCCUAUACCGGCCAGCAAGAGAGGGCAGAGGGAUCGAUCGGCAUCACCAGUGUAUAGUAAAGGCGCCCCUCAACAUACGACAAGGAGCAAUCAAGAGAACGGGGACCAACGAGCUUCUGGGUCCCAGGGCACGAGAACCGUGCAGAAAUCCUCGUCUGACUUCGGGGACGAUGACCUUGAUGAUGAUUUCUUUGAUCUUGCGCAGGCCUCUAUGGAUCCAUUCGUGGAACCAAGUCAACAUGGCACUGCAAUGGGGGCUAUGAAUACCAAUUACGCCGGCGUGUUGGCCUCGGCCAACCAGCAAAGUCUCCCUGAUGCCAAAAGCAUCUCUGAUUCUAAUACAAUGGGAUCUGCGCCGGCCAUGAACACUAACAACCAAAGCGAAUAUACCCUUGAUGCGGAUGAAUUCGAUGAUGAUUUUGAUGAAUUCUCGGAUAAUAUUGAAGACAUUCUCGCGGAAUGCGAGGCAACCCAGAACACGAAACUGGCAAGACCUGCAGCGAAGAACUUCUUGGCUUCCGAUCAUCCUGGAUCGUUAAAGAGUAUGGACAGUUCUAUGCCCCCGCUCGAGCCGGUGAAAGGGGCUAGCAAACCAGUUGAGACGUCUUCGGGUGACGAGUUUGAUGACGAUGACUUCGAUAUGGAGGCCAUUGAACAGUCUAUGAUGCAGUCAGGUGAAAAGGCGUCAAACGGGACCUUGAACAACCGCCAGGCCAUCAAGCGUUAUCUUAUUGUUGAUGUCGCUGAAUCUACCUAUACAACUCCUAAAGGUCGCAUUCAGCCAGAGCAGGUGCUCUUAGUGCAUGACGAGAGAACAAAGCAAAAGAAGGUUGUUAUCCUGCGGGAUUCAUGGUUCGAUAGCCCCUGCAACAAGGAUCUAUAUAUCCAUCUUAUCGGCGAUUUUGACGCCAAUGGUCAUUGUGUUGUCGAUGACUCUCACAACAUGAUAAUACUCCACCCAGACCACCUUGUUUCGGCGACCGUUGUCGCAGACUCGGUCAGCUGCCAGCGACGAGCUGUCCUUCAAGAUCGUAUCAAAAACACCGGCGACAUCGGAAAACCACAGGUCUUUGGAAACAUAUUCCAUGAAGUCUUCCAAGAAGCCAUGAAGACAAAUCAGUGGGACACAGCCUCGCUCAGGUCUCUGGUUGAAAUUGUUGCUGUGAAGCAUAUCGAAGAGUUGUACUUGAUUCAUAUGAGCAUUGCAGAGGCAGUCGAAUACAUGAUGAGCAAGGUCCCAGCCAUGGUGUCUUGGGCUGAACUUUUCCUCAAGUCACAACCAAGCGCUCAAUCUCUUGUUGAAGAUCGGAAUAGUUCCAAAUUGCGCCUGAGCAUUAGCAAAUUGCUCGAGGUCGAAGAGCAUGUUUGGUCCCCCAUGUACGGUCUGAAAGGGAAUAUCGACGCAACCGUGCAGGUCGCCUGCCAUGAAGAAGGAAACAAGAAGAAUCUUGUUGUUCCACUUGAACUCAAGACGGGUAACAGAGAUACAAACCAAGCUCAUAGGGCUCAAACAGCUCUCUACACCCUUCUGCUAUCCGAUCGUUACGACCUGGACGUUACAUUCGGACUACUCUACUAUCUCGAAACUGCAAAAAUCUUCCGGAUUCGCGGAAUUCGCCACGAACUCCUUCAAAUGAUACAGGCACGCAAUCGUCUAGCGGGAUAUAUGCGCCAAAGAACGGAACUCCCGCCGAUGGUCAAGCGAGCGGGGAUGUGCAACAAAUGCUUCUCUAAGACUCCCUGUUUCAUUUAUCAUAAACUUGCGGACGACGGUGACGGCGAAACGAGCGGGCUCGGCGACGAAUUCGUGAAGGCCAUGGAACACUUGAACCCCCAGCAUCGUGACUUCUUCCAGAAAUGGGACAGUCUGCUUACAAAGGAAGAGCAAAGUAUGAUGAGAUUCAAGCGGGAACUCUGGACUCUUCUGAGUAGUGAACGAGAGGCUCUUGGCCGGUGCUUCGGAAACAUUGUCAUUGAACCUGGGACAACAUACGAAGACAAAGACGGGUUGAAAAUCAACCGUUAUCGGUACACUUUCAUCAAGAAGCACGCUUCGGCUAACUUCUCAUUUACCGAGUCUCAGCUUACUGUCGGGGAACCCAUUGUCAUAUCGGAUGAGAAAGGCCAUUUCGCUCUCGCGAACGGUUACAUAGUGCAGGUCAGCACCAAACGGAUCACAGUUGCAGUGGAUCGAAGACUCCGAAACGCCAGGUCCAAAACCAAGGAUUUCGACGCCAACAGCAAUCAAUCGUUCAAGGGCAUAAUGGAAAUUCUCGAUAGCGGUGCCACUCAGACAACUACAUCUGCCUUCGAGCCGGAGGAAGAAGUUCUAUACCGACUGGAUAAAGAUGAAUUCAGCAAUGGAAUGGCUAUUGUUCGAGCCAACCUAGUCGCCAUGAUGGAGAGAGAUCUCUUCCAGGCCAGACAGCUGAGAAGGUUGAUCAUAGAGGGAGAAGCACCAGUGUUCAAACCCACGGAAUCCACCUACAAAAUGCCUGAGGCUGAGAGAGCAAGCUUGAAUGUUGAUCAGAAGCAGGCGAUUGAUAAAGUCAUGAGUGCGCAGGACUAUGCAUUGGUCCUAGGAAUGCCGGGAACUGGCAAGACAACGACUAUUGCUCACAUCAUCCGCGCUCUGGUAGCGCAAGGGAAAAGCGUGCUCUUAACCUCCUAUACCCACACUGCGGUCGAUAACAUUCUCUUGAAAAUCCGGGAAGACAACAUCCGCAUUCUUCGAAUCGGAGCAGCUGCCAAGGUGCAUCCUGACGUUCAGCAAUUUGUUAACCUCGCGGCCGCUCCUAAAAGCACCAUGGAGGAGCUGAAAGCAGCGUAUGAAGACUCUCAGGUGGUCGCCACGACCUGUCUUGGAGUCAGCCACAACAUCUUUAGUCAACGCACUUUUGACUACUGCAUUGUUGACGAAGCAUCCCAGAUUACUCUCCCCGUGUGUCUUGGGCCCAUCCGGAUGGCGAGUACCUUCAUUCUUGUCGGUGAUCAUUAUCAAUUACCGCCGCUCGUGCAGAACAAAGAGGCCCAAGAAGGUGGUCUUGACGUCAGUCUAUUCAAACUACUCUCUGAUACUCACCCGCAAUCUGUCGUUAAUCUGGAACAUCAAUACCGAAUGUGCGAUCAAAUCAUGCUCCUGUCAAACACUUUGAUUUACUCAGGGCACUUGAAAUGCGGCACUCCAGAAGUCGCGGCACGCUCACUGGUCGUCCCUCACAUCGGUGGGCUCAAACAACACCAUAGUGAGCCUUUUUCCCUAUCUGGCCAACGGCAACUUUGUCUAGGUGCGACUCGUGGCCAUUGCUGGCUCCAUGACCUGCUUGACCCGGACGCCAAAACACGCCUCGUCAACACAGACAAGCUGGCCACGCCUGCUCGGGACGUUGCGACUGGGUCCCGGAUUGUGAAUCCCACGGAAGCAACGCUUUGUGCGCAGCUCGUCGAGGCAUUCAUCUCCAGUGGCAUCCCGGCCCGCAGCAUCGGAGUCAUCACAUUCUACCGCAGCCAGCUCUCCCUUCUGAAGCAAAACCUUCGUCGCCACCUUCCUGACCUUGAAAUGCACACCGCGGAUAAGUUCCAAGGCCGAGACAAGGAAGUGGUGAUAUUGAGCUGUGUACGAAGCAACGCAGACAAGCACGUCGGUGACCUACUCCGUGAUUGGCGACGAGUUAACGUCGCCUUCACUCGCGCACGAACCAAGCUUCUUGUCGUUGGAAGCAAAAGCACCCUCCGUGACGGCAACGAGCUGCUCGGCAAAUAUGUAAAGCUCAUGGAAGAGCAGGGAUGGGUAUACGACUUGCCGAGAGAUGCCGUGGAUAAUCACCAUUUUGAUUUCGACAGCCUCACCCACACCCAACCUCCUCUGCAGGAGGGCUCAACGCCUAGCCCGAACAAGAGCCCGUCGCCGCACAAAAAGCCGUCAACUCGGAACCCACUAAGUCCCCUUCGAGGACGCCAGGCUCCUCAAGGUGGUCUCAGGAAACCUGCCAAGAAGGGCAUAAAAUUGCUCAGCGGGAACAAUGUUUUGGGUAAUCGUCCAGUUCUACAGGACGUCGUGAACGAUCUUGUUGGGUAA